Lasiodiplodia theobromae is the source of this 798-nucleotide messenger RNA. RefSeq lists its product as uncharacterized. The transcript has 3 exons. The coding region runs from base 1 to 798 and encodes 265 amino acids. The record is from RefSeq and is a predicted model, not a curated record. Lineage: Eukaryota; Fungi; Ascomycota; Dothideomycetes; Botryosphaeriales; Botryosphaeriaceae.
AUGAAGCUGAUACAAUUUGCAAAUUCCGUCGUGGAAACGCACAAGAUGGCCUUCCAGCAGGUUCGCGUAGAGGCUUUGGUGUCCUUUGCUCUGGGCAUAUCUUCCACUGGCGUCGCUUCACUCCUUGAAUCCCACCGAGACCUUGUGAGCACGGUAAAGAAGAACAGGGACAAUCCCUUAAGAGAUGCUUGGGAACGAGCUUGUCGGGUCGGAUCAGACUUUGAGCUCCUCAAGAAAGCUCUUGAGGUUGGACUAUGGGAUGAUCCGGAGCAAUCGGACAUCCUAAAGACGAUCGAGAGCUUUCUUCACACAAUGGUCUCACCUAUCGGCGAGGUGUUCGAAGCACACUCGCUUCCAGAGUUUUUAGAACGCAUCGCUCUGCUUUCGCGCAGGCUCGUUCGCACCGGUACCUUGACUACGGACUUCACGGUUUACAACGAGAUCAAAGAGGAUGAUAAAGAUUUGUUGGUCGAAAGCUGGCGACAGCGAUCUUACAAUAUCGAUCGGUGCUAUGGUGAAUUCUUAGUAUCUGGCAAAUGGGUACACGUGUCGCAAGUCAUACAAACAUGCAAGGCAAGGGGUAACGACGUUGCCGACAUCUGCUUUGUCUAUCCUCACCUUGGGAAGACUUUCUUAGAGCUCUUAGAGAAUCUCAAAUUGCACCGCGAGCCUCUCUCCUAUCGCAUAAUUCUUAUCGGCCUGCCAGACUGUCUCGACCAGGACGUAACAAGCUCAUACUGGGAGACUCUGAACAAGGAGGAAGAAGAGAAUGUGCCGGAGCUCCCUUUUGAGCUGUGA